AACUGAAGGAGAUGAAUAACAUGCUCAGCUUGCUCACCACCACCACCACACACACCAAUGAGGCUGAGGGGCACAGACGCAACUUUUGUCACCACCUGCUAGUUUUCAGUGUGAGCUGAAGAGCUUCUUAUGGCUGCGAUGGCGGGCACCAUCCUCCUGCUGCUCGUCGGAGAGACUCUGAGCAGCCUGGAUCAGAUAAGCAGAGGCUGCAAGAGAUGGCGCUCGGGAGCACAACCGCACGGAGAUGUGUGCUGUGAUGAAUGUCACCCGGGCAAUCGUCUGGUCUCUCACUGUGGCGCAAACCCACAAGAUCUUUGCACUCCUUGUGAGGGCAAAACCUACACACAGAACCCCAAAAACUACAAGUGUUCCAGGUGCACUCAGUGUGAAGGCGCGCAGGUUCUGGUGGAGGACUGUACGCCCACGACAGACACGCGGUGCGGAUGCAAAAAAGGACUCCUGUGUGGCAACGACCGCUGUUCCUUCUGUUUAAAGAAAUGCGGCAAAGGCGAGGAACCCUCUGAGAAUCGUUCCUGCAGACCAUGUGCAAAUGGAACCUUCAAUGAUCAAAUUCACCAGAAGUGUAAACCCUGGCGUACCAAGUGUCCCAAUCCAGAUCAAAUUAUUUUGGCCAGUGGCGAUGCCUUCACUGACAAUAGGUGCGUUGACGUUUCACCCAGCAGUCUGAAACAACCCGAAUCCGAUCGCACGAAAUCCUCAUGGCCGUUGCUCUUGUCUGUGUUGCCGAGUGUGUGCCUUUUGGCUUUAUGCAUCUUUCUGAUCCUAACUGUAUAUGGUCUGAAGAGAAAAAAGAAGACAAGAGACAAAACCACCAACGCACCAAUAAUAACAACAGCUACAGAUGAUCCCGAGACAUUAAUACCAAUGGAAUGCAGUUUCCACGAAGCCCAGGAAGAGCACGGCAACAGCAGCUCGGAGUCUUUAGUCUCCAAAGAAUCCCAGGAUCACCUCGUGGCCUGAUUGAGAGCUUUUAUGACGCUCGACAAAAGGAAAGACUUGCUGUACAGUGUGGAUCUUUGUCUAUGAUCCGUGUGUGUGUGUGGCAUGAUUCAAUCGUUCGGACAAAAGGUGCCAUUUUAUCCUCCAGGAUCUCAUAACACGGGGCAGGAAGGGGAAUUCUGGGCAAAACUACAAGUGCCUUACACACCUCCUUAAUUGCAGCGUGUCAGUGUCAACUUAAAAUGAUGGCGCCAGCUGAAUGGCCUCAAUAUGACAUGCACUCUUGGUGUCUAUGGCCUUUUAGUCGUGACCACAGCAACCUGUUGUUUACCUCUGACUAGGCACUUUUAAUGUCAGGCGAAAACUGAAAUUAGGGCUUCUAAGAUGUGUUUCAAUAUGCGUGUGCUGGGUUUGGGACGGUUGGGGGAACAUUACUGGGUGUAACAAUCCAUGUGCAAGCUGGGACUCGCUUGCUUGUACGUAAGUCAAACCUUUGAAUGAGAUGACUCUUUGCGUUGCUUCCUGAAUAUGAUAAGCAGACUAGUACAUGGAUCGACGGAGAUGGCAGCCAAGUGUUCUUAGAUGGUUUUGAUUUCGAGUGAACUCGGUGCUAAGUGAAAGCUUGCAGGAGAACUGUGACGCACAUGUCACAGCUGAAUGGGUCAAACGAGACACGGAACCCCCCCCCCCCCCCCCCCCCCCCCCCCCCCCAAGGAGUGCAUCCUGUACUUAUUUUGUCUACUGACAUUUGAGUGGGCAGCUACUAUAUCACAGCAAAGGCACUUUUUCCAUUCACAUACGUAUCUGCUCGCUGACCUUUGCAUGUUUUGUUUUUGGUUUUUUUUAGCAGAAAUGGAACAUUUACAAAAUGUCCUGCGUAGGGUGCAAAACAGAAAUCUUUCACACAUUCUAUUAUCUUAUCUUUGACAAUUCCUUUUCAGAAAAUUGUUUUUACUUUUUACUGGGACUUGGACAAUAAACCAUUGCUUCAA
This is a messenger RNA of Phyllopteryx taeniolatus (common seadragon), 1952 nucleotides long. Its product is annotated as tumor necrosis factor receptor superfamily member 9-like. Lineage: Eukaryota; Metazoa; Chordata; Actinopteri; Syngnathiformes; Syngnathidae. The coding region runs from base 130 to 981 and encodes 283 amino acids. Gene Ontology annotation, cellular component: external side of plasma membrane. Gene Ontology annotation, biological process: regulation of cell population proliferation. The record is from RefSeq and is a predicted model, not a curated record. Gene Ontology annotation, molecular function: signaling receptor activity; cytokine binding. The transcript has 7 exons.